UGAAGCCCAACGGCUUCGGCUCGAGCGACUGUUGAAGAACCGACGCUCACUCAUCGUUAUAUAACCUCCCCGCCAGAAGUAAGCCGGCUCCGUCAACCCUCGCGCUGCGGAGAAAAACAUCCCCUCAGAAACAUGACGCUGUUCGAACUUGACUGAAGAAAAAAAAGGUUUAAAUAAGCGGUCACCUGAAGGCGCUCACCUUUCCCCUCCAAUGCCGGCGGAUAAUAUAUGCUAAGGAGGGCCGACGUCUGACGUAGGCGUUCGACGUGUGAAUAUAUUAUGUUAAUUAUAGCCAAUAGGGAGAGCGCGUCCGCGUUGACUACAUGAUUAUGUUAAUAUAUUCCCAAGGGAGCCAAUGACGUUCAGUGUUUUGCUGCGUGCUCAUGAAUAUGUAGAGUGGCGCCCCGACACCGAUGCGAAAUACCGGAGGUUUGUGGUGACAGCGUCGGGCUCCUCACGGAGAAAAUCACAUUUUAUUUAUUUUUGAAAAUGCACCGCAAGCCUCCACAAGUCACGGAGCCCCGAUGUGACUCGACGGUUUUGUCCUCGUGGCCGGUGGUUCUGAAGACUCUGAUCGAGAACCCGCCGCAGUCGCUGCUGGAUAAAGAGGAGAAGGAUGAGGAUAAAGAGAAGACUGUAGAUGAAGCUGCCAGCAGCACCAUGGCAGUAUCAGCUUCCCUCAUGCCAACCAUCUGGGACAAGACCAUCCCUUAUGACGGGGAGACCUUCCACCUCGAGUACAUGGAUCUGGACGACUUCCUGCUGGAAAAUGGCAUCGCGAGCAGCCCAAGCCACCUGGGCCUGCCGGAUGCUCUGGAAAAUAGCCUCUUGUCUGUGGCAGAUCUGGACGAGAAGGAGAUGGCUCCUGCAAUGCCCACACCUGCUUGUAGAAGCGUGAUAUACCCGACAGCAAACUGUAACGAUUCUGAUGGAGACGAGUCCGAAAGUAAUUCUCCCACCUCAGAUGACACAGAGGCGAUUGAUGUGUUGGUGAACUUUGAACCAGACCCUACCGACCUGGUCCUGUCUAGUGUUCCUGGGGGAGAGCUGUUCGAUCCUCGUAAGCACAAGUUUUCGGAUGAAGAACUCAAACCGCAGCCAAUGAUUAAAAAGGCAAAAAAGAUCUACGUUCCAUCUGAGCAAAAGGAUGACCGAUACUGGACAAGGCGCAAGAAGAACAACCUGGCGGCGAAGCGGUCACGGGACGCACGGAGGCUGAAGGAGAACCAGAUCACGGUGCGGGCUGCCUUCCUGGAGAAGGAGAACUCGGCCCUGAGGCUGGAGGUGGCCGAGCUGCGCAAGGAGGUGGGACGCUACAAGAACAUCAUCUCCAAGUACGAAGCCAAAUACGGAACCUUGUAAGAAACCUUCAGCUGUCUUAGUCAAGGGGUGGGAGGAAAAAUGGUUGUCCAACAAAUCCCACCUCGAGGGACAGCCGUAACCUGCUAUUUUAAAGAAAGAAAAAAAAGUACAACUUCCUCUUCUCAGCUAUUCCCGCGCACAACCGUCUCAUUUAACGAGUUGACUGGUGUUUAAAUAUAUUCACGGAGUAUAUAUCCUCAAACAUUAUAUUUCUUGAAAUAAAAUACAGUGCCCUCUACCUGUACAUUUGGGUAUCACGUUACAAAGCCAGAGCCUUUUGCUGCUCGUCAGAGCCAACGUUGUCAAGUCAAGAGAGUUUAUUGUCAUGUAUCCCAGAUAGGACAAUGAAAUUCUUGCUUGCAAGAAUUGAACUCUUGAAGGGUGAAUAACGUUGAACUCUUUAAGGUAGGAUAACGGCGUUGGGGUUUAUUUUUAACAUGGGGCCCAGGCAAUCUAUUGUCCUGAACAAUUUUGUUUUCUUGUGGGCGUGAAUUGAUGAUUUGUUCCUGCUGAUAGAGUUCGGGCAUCUUUUCAGAGUUCAGGAGGAUGAGGGGUGAUCCUAUAUGGCUGUACAGAUCAUGAAACAGGUGGGAUAAAUGCACUUUUUGCCUAGACUAGGGGAAUCGAGGACCAGGGGACAUAGGUUUAAGGUGAGGGAGGAAAGAUUUACUAGGAACCUGAGGGGUAACUUAUUUAUACAAAGGGCGGCAGGUGUAUGGAACGAGUUGCCGGAGGAGGUAGUUGAGGCAGGCACUAUCGCAACAAUUAAGAAGGAUUAGACAAAUGCAUGGGUGGAUAGGAUAGGUUCAGAGGAAUGUGAGCCAAACGCAGGCAGGUGGAACGAGUGUAGAUAGGACAUGUUGGUCGGUGUGGGGAAGUUGGGCUGAAGGGCUUGUUUCAACACUGUAUGACUCUAUUUUCAACAUCCACAUCCAUAAGUGACUCCUACCCAAAAGAAAAGAACAUAAGGGAUAGGUGCAGGAAUACUUUCCACCUCACCUCGCUUGCCUCAUCAUUCAGUAACUUGUUGAGCAGUAAUUCCUCUUCCUUUGCAGGGUGCUUAGAUGUCUGUCCGUCUCAGUCUCAAGACUGAUAUUUGACAGUCUUGUCUUUUCCCUUGGAGCCUGUACACUGGCCUGCAUUUUCACUCCACAUUGAUAGCACUCCUAGGUUGCAUACAAAAUAUCUCCUUCAAUCAGUUGGUGAUCAUGAAUGUUUGUUUAUUUUUGGGGGUGAAUCAUUGUGUACUUUCAAGCUGUUAAAGUACCGUAGUUGCCAGCCGCAUGGUCUUGAACUUUGCAAGUGAUUUGCUAGACACACCAGUUUUAAGUUUAUUUGAAAGGCGGGUUUUAAAGUUUUGCAUUUAAACUUAUCAUUCCCCCCGCAUCAGGAUUCAUUGUCCUUUUCCAUGACUUUUUAAAGGGUCACAUCCGAGUAACUAUACAAUCCACGCAUAGUUGGGUCAACGCAAUGAAUCUACCGGUUCCCUUUGCAACUGUGCUGGUACUUUGCACUGUGCAAUGGUCAACGCAUAGACAUAAACUGUCCACUUCCCAACAUAUUUACUAUGCAGUAUGAAUGGGCGUCAAAUUCCUGUCAGCUGUGAUAGAAAGACAAGAGCCAAGAGUUUUAUUGUCAUAUAUCCCAAACAGGAGAAAUAAAUUCUUACUUGCUGCAGCACAAUAUAAUAAACGAGAAAAUGUUCAGUGGAUAUAUAUACACACAUUCGCACACACACUUGUAUACACACGUACACAAACACGCACCCAUGCGCACGCACACACGCACACGUACACGCACACACACACCAGUUUAAAAUCUUCCCUGAGCAAACCACCAGGUCUGGUGCAGAUUGAAUGAAGGGUGGAAAAAAGCACAAUUUGUAGCUCAGAGACAAGGAAAUGCAGAUGCUUGUUUACAAAAAAGAGCACAAAGUGCUGGAAUCUCUGGAGAACAUAAAUAGUUGGCGUUUCUAGUUGAGACCCUUUGCAGACUGCUCAGUACGUCACCUAUUCAUGUGCUUUAAAGAUGCUGCCAGACCCAUUGAGUUACUUGAGUCUUUUUGUUUUUUCACGAUUUGUAACUUGAUAGUUUAAUUUUUGGAGAUUUAAAGGUGUGGCGGAGGGUUUUAGAGGUGAGAUCAUGUUGUUAGUGCGUGCACUAACAUUACCUUGUCCCCUUUCUUUAAGUGUUCCAUGGGACGUGGAAUAAUUCGAGUGUUUUUUUUAAAACCACAUCUGGAAUGGACAGAAAGAACAACUGAGACAAAAGAUCUAAGCAAGUAGAUGCUGACUUUCAAAUGUGUCUGUAAUCUCAAUGUGUGGCUGUGCAGUUUGUCAUUUUAUACCCCCCACCCACACUUUUGCCCUCAUACCUUUUACCAGGUGCACAGCUCCCAGGUGUUUGACACCGCCCUACACCCCCUCUCAUCCCUAACUCUCUGAGGGUUACCGAGUACAUAGGGGGUUACCGAGUACACAUUAAUGUUCUAUUUGGAAUCACUCCCUUUGGGUUUGAAUUUAUUACGUUUCUACGCUCUCUGUUUCUGGAAAGUUGCAGGAAUGAGAAAUACGUUGAUAUUCAGACACUGGAAUCUUGAGCCAAACACAAAGUGCUGGAGGAACUGUGGUCCCGAUCCGACACGUCAUCUGUCCAUUCCCUCCACAGAUGCUGCAUGGUCCACUGAGUUCCCCUGGCACUUUGUGUUUUACUGAAAUGAGAUUGCCUUCAAGCAGUUGGUGAUUGUGAAACUUGUUUGUUUUUUAAACAGUGCUGGAAUAAAUCAGGCACAGGGAACAUGGAUAGGUGACGUCCAACCUAAAGAACGGUCUCGACCCAAAAUGUCACCUAUCCAUAUUCUUCAAAGAUGUCACCGAAAACCUCUCCUAACCAUGUUUUCCAGAGGCGCUGCCUGACCCACUGAGUUACUCCAUCACUUUGUGUCUUUUUUUUGUGAACCAGCAUCUGCAGUUCCUUGUUUCACCAUGAAACUUAUUAUUUUUUCGGGGUGAAUAAUUGUGUAAUUUCAAGAAGAUAAAGUAGUUGCUGGCAGUAUGGUCAUGAGCUAUGCAUGUGAUUUGCUAGACACACCAGUUUGAAUUUUAUUUACGAGGCAGGUUUAAAGUUUUAGAUUUAAGCUUGUUAUCCCCCUCCCCCCCCGCAACCCCGCAUCAGGAUUAAUUUCCUUUUCCAUGGCUGUUUUUUAAAGGGAAUACAUUCCGGUAAUUUUACAAUCCAUGCAUAGUCUUCAACCAAAGUUGUGUCGUGGCAAUGAAUCAACGCGUACAAGUGCAGUACUUUCACAGCCACGCACUCUGUCCUUUUUAUUUUUGCUUAUUUUUGAACUACAUGAAACAAAACUGCAGAGAAGUUACCGUUAAGUCUUGAUUGCAGAUUGUUGGAAUGGCGAGCAUGGUUCUGAUCUCCCCAGGCACAUAGAAAGCCCCCUGCAGAGGAGUGUGAAAGGGAGCCGUGCAGUUGUAAUUGUCAGAUGGGCAGAUGGAAUCAGGGUGAAACAAACAAGGGCAAGUCUGAGCCGAGGUUUAUGAAACGUAAGGGAUUUGAUAAAGGUUGAUGGGUGAAAAGCUCGACGUCAGUAACAAAUCCACGAGUGGAAACCAGGAACUGUAGCUGCAGAUUUACAAAAGACACAGGGUGCUGGAGUAGCUCAGCGGCUCAGGCAGCAUCUCAGGAGCCAAAAUUUGAAGGGUCCAACCCGAAACGGUGCCUGUCCAUGUCCUUCUAAUAAAUCCAGUAUGUGGUUUACCAACAAGAAUGGUGAGAUACAAUACUUGCAACUACCUGGAAGCAAUCAAUAAUGUAGAUAGGUAUGUGCACAAGUAAGAAAGGAAUGGAAGAUGAUGUGAGGAUGGUGAGUAAUGGCUUACUCAUUUGUCUUUAAUUCUGUUUUCUGAGAUAGCAUGCACAAUUUCGACUUUAAAUCACUAAAUCUGCAUUAAUAAUAAGGAUAAAAAUUGGACAUGGAAAAUACUUAUUGCACUAUCCUACCCCGCAGGGUGUGCUGGCUUCCCCCCCCCCCCCAUUGACAGAGUUUACAGCACUCCAGAAGCAAUCCCUCUCACCCCAACAUUGGGGGGGGGGGGGGGGGGGGUUGCACAGGAUCGAGGGGCCAGACUUUUAUCCAGAGAUGUCGAGCGAAUGAGUAAGUGUGUGAAAGUUGGUUUCAAGUUGAGUGAGUGACCCUUCCCAGAUGGAACUACCUGCUGCUGCUAUACCUGUAGUGUUGAGACUGCGAUGGUAUCUAUGCGUGUCGUAGACAAUGGGGAGGGAGGCAAUUCUGGACCUGCCACUGAUUGCAGGGCACAGCUGAUCAAAAUGCCAUUGUGGUUGUAGUCAACACGUUAAAAUAGUUGCUGGGCAAUAUCGCAAUCCAUGCGACAGGGCUUUGUUUUUUCCGCUGUAACUUUUAAUAGCUUGCUUGUAUGAAACAAUGUGCAUUUAAUAAAAUAUAUCUAUCUUGUAUAUGAAA
Messenger RNA from Amblyraja radiata (thorny skate), 5851 nucleotides. It is a transcript of the gene tefa, whose product is annotated as TEF transcription factor, PAR bZIP family member a. NCBI's taxonomy places the organism in Eukaryota, Metazoa, Chordata, Chondrichthyes, Rajiformes, Rajidae. Gene Ontology annotation, biological process: regulation of transcription by RNA polymerase II. The transcript has 4 exons. Gene Ontology annotation, molecular function: RNA polymerase II cis-regulatory region sequence-specific DNA binding; DNA-binding transcription factor activity, RNA polymerase II-specific. Gene Ontology annotation, cellular component: nucleus. The record is from RefSeq and is a predicted model, not a curated record. Bases 490 to 1362 code for a protein of 290 amino acids.